Racocetra persica is the source of this 1319-nucleotide messenger RNA. The record is from the annotation of a GenBank genome assembly. NCBI's taxonomy places the organism in Eukaryota, Fungi, Glomeromycota, Glomeromycetes, Diversisporales, Gigasporaceae.
AAGAGGCCCUUCGAGAGUGUCUUAACCAAAGUCAAAUUAAAGGAUCUAUUCAUUUUCGAGAUAACUCUACCUCCUAUAAUGAUGAUCUUAAUGUUGAAUAUAAUACACGAGUUAUUUAUUUUCCAGCAGCAUUUGUUCGUCCUACAGAUGUAUUUGAUGUUCAAAAUGUUGUUAAAUGUGCGACAAAUUUAAGUUUCCCUAUUGUUGCGAGGUCAGGUGGUCAUUCUUAUGAAGGCUAUGGAAUUGGAGAUAAAGAUUGCUUUUUAGUUGUAGAUCUUAAAUCAUUGAAUACAACUACUGUUGAUGUAAAAUCACAAACUGCUGUGAUCGGAACAGGAAAUAUACUAGAAUCAUUGUAUACCAGUGUUAACGAGCAUUCAUUUGCAUUUCCAGCUGGAACUUGUCCUUACGUUGGAGUAGGUGGAAUUAUGCUAGGUGGUGGUAUGGGAUAUCUUAAUCGAAAAUAUGGAUUAUCGUCAGAUAAUAUUCUUGAUGCAGAAAUGGUUUUAGCAAACGGAACAAUAGUUCCCAGUGUUAAGCAAUAUUCAGAACUUUUUUGGGCUAUUCGAGGUGCAGGAAAUGCAGGUUAUGGGAUUGUUACAUCUUUAACUCUCAAAAUACAUCCUAUUGAGAAUAUUGUAACUUCUAUAUCUAUUGAGUACGAUUUUGAUCAAGCACCAUUAUUACAUUCAGUAAUGAAUCAAUUGGGAAAUAAUCUUCAUCGAAAUUUAAGUCUCUUAUUCAGCAUUAGUCGUCGUUCAGUCCACAUUCAUGGAAUUUAUCUAGGAUCUGCAAAUGAAUCGCAACGCCAAUUACAGGAAUUUAUUGAAUUAUCUGAACCUAAAAAUGUAACAUAUAAUGAAAAUAAUUUGUAUCAUUCACUUCUUGAUGGAAUGGAAGAUUCUAAAAUCCAAGGUUCUUUUAAAGUAAAAUCUUACUUUGUUGAUUCGGAAGGAUUGUCUGAUGAAGGAAUUAAUUCUUUAAUGACAUUUUUGAAAAAUUUUGAAUGUAAAGUAUACUCUGUGAUGCUGUUGCUUGGUGGUGGAAGAGUCAAUGAUAUUGAGCGAAGGGAAACUGCAUUUGUUCACAGAGGUUUUAUGUACCAUAUGGAAAUUAAAGCAAUAAAUCCUACGGAAACGUGUUUACAAGAAUUACAAAGUUUUUCUCAACAAUUUCAACAAACUUAUACUAGUUCUGAAAGUUAUAUGAAUUUACAUGAUAGAGAAUUAGAUGAUUGGGAACAUAGGUACUUUGGUGAAAAUUUAGUGAAUACUGGUGAAAUUGAUGGGAUUAAAUACGUAUCAAAACAAGAUCUUUAG